Messenger RNA from Marasmius oreades (fairy-ring Marasmius), 1274 nucleotides. RefSeq lists its product as uncharacterized. The record is from RefSeq and is a predicted model, not a curated record. Lineage: Eukaryota; Fungi; Basidiomycota; Agaricomycetes; Agaricales; Marasmiaceae. Gene Ontology annotation, molecular function: single-stranded DNA binding. Gene Ontology annotation, biological process: recombinational repair; interstrand cross-link repair. The transcript has 6 exons. Gene Ontology annotation, cellular component: mitochondrial nucleoid; mitochondrial chromosome. Bases 13 to 777 code for a protein of 254 amino acids.
CAAUUUCACCCCAUGACUCUGACUUUCACACCUCGAAUUUUAUCCUUAACUAGAGGUGUUCUGAGCUCCAGUAGGGCCAACCUCCUCAGAAAUAACCUCCCAAGUACAGCUACAGCUAUUCUUCAAGUCAGGCGUGCUGGCUAUGCGACCACCACGACAGAGGGCAAAACAGAACCUUCUAUUUCGUCUCAGUCAUCGGCAGGAACAGCUCCAGCCGCCACGGAUCCUCUACCAACACCCAAUGACUUAGCGACUGAUUGGUCGAGGAGCUAUUCCGGAUUGUCGGAACGACCGUUUUCUAAAGAGGCGGCGGACGUGCUGUUGGCACCGAUAGAUGCAAAGGACGUCGAAAUGAAGCAGGAUGGGAUGAUUUAUCUACCAGAAAUUAAAUACCGUCGUAUCCUCAACAAGGCUUUUGGUCCAGGGGGCUGGGGUCUUGCACCACGAACUGAAACUAACGUUGGGGUCAAGGUCGUGAGCAGAGAGUAUGCACUGGUGUGUUUGGGAAGACUUGUUGCUAUCGCACGCGGGGAACAGGAAUAUUUUGACCCGUCAGGCAUAGCUACUGCCACUGAAGCGUGCAAAAGUAACGCACUCAUGCGGUGCUGCAAGGACCUUGGGAUAGCCAGUGAGCUUUGGGAUCCUCGCUUCAUUCGCGAAUUCAAAGAGAAGUAUUGCGUUGAAGUAUGGGCCGAACACGUACUUACGAAAAAAAAGAAGAAAGUCUGGCGCCGCAAGGACCAGGGAAAGGUCGGAUACCCUUACCAAGAAACUUAAACAAGUACUCGGAAUCAAGUAUCCUACUACGAUCAUAAUUGACAGAGAUACCCAACUCUCAAAGAUAUCGAUGCUCAUUUUCGCGUUGUCACGAUAUCCAGUCAGACUCCUCUACCUAGUAUGAUAUUCGAAUAACGAGGCCUAUCUGCCCCCCUUUGGAUAACGUGUUCUCAUAUGGGCUCAGAGUGACAGCGUGCACGUUCUGGUAAUAGUCUCCGAGCGAGAAUUACUUGCAAAAGUGAAAUGCUCGAUAACAGUAACCGAAACGUCGAUGAAGGCGGGUCAGAAAAGCUCCUUUUCGGUGGUUGAAGGUGUCCCCGCGUGCUUGUUCUUCAGCGGCGAUGAUUUAAAGGCACAUCGCGUACAGCAUAAUCCAGGCUCCGGUCGCCGAAGAUUCUGGGUUAAGUCGGACAAUAGGUCUAGAAUUAAAGGAGAGUAAUUAUCAUAUUGGCAAUGCUGCUAUAACACAGUGAUCGAUGGCGGUAUACCAUGGUACA